This is a messenger RNA of Neopsephotus bourkii (Bourke's parrot), 1603 nucleotides long. It is a transcript of the gene XBP1, whose product is annotated as X-box binding protein 1. The record is from RefSeq and is a predicted model, not a curated record. NCBI's taxonomy places the organism in Eukaryota, Metazoa, Chordata, Aves, Psittaciformes, Psittacidae. The transcript is spliced from 5 exons. Gene Ontology annotation, molecular function: DNA-binding transcription factor activity, RNA polymerase II-specific; RNA polymerase II transcription regulatory region sequence-specific DNA binding. Gene Ontology annotation, cellular component: nucleus.
UGUGGGGAGGGACGCAGUUUCUCGCUUCUCAUCCCCAGCCAUGGCUGCUCUGCCCAGCGCAGCAGCCCCCCGGCUGCUCCUCAUCCCUGGCAAACCGGCCGAGUCCCCUGCGGCCGGCCGGCAUCUUUCUGUUGUCCUGCCAGCAGGAGCCACAGCUACCGCUCCGGGUCUAGAGGACCCGCCGCCGGCCCGCAAGCGUCAGCGGCUGACCCACUUGAGCCCGGAGGAGAAGGCGUUGCGCAGGAAGCUAAAGAACCGCGUGGCGGCGCAGAGCGCACGGGACAGGAAGAAGGCGCGGAUGGCGGAGCUGGAGCAGCAGGUCGGGGAGCUGGAGCAGGAGAACCAGAAGCUAUUACUGGAAAACCGACUUCUGCGCGAGAAGACGUGUAGCCUGACGCUGGAGAACCAGGAACUGCGCUGCCGCCUGGGUUUGGAUGCUCUAAAGGCAGAGGAGGGAGAGUCCGAGAUUGGUGACCGGGUCCGCUGAGUCCGCAGCACUCAGACUACGUGUUCCUCUGCAGCAGGUGCAGGCCCAGCAGUCACCAUUUCUGAUAAUUUCCACAUGGAUUCUGAUGGCAGUGACUCUUCAGACUCAGAGUCUGAUCUCCUAUUGGGCUUUCUGGACAGUCUGGACCCAGAGAUGUUUCUUAAAUACGCUGAUUCAGAGUCAAUGUGCCUGGAAAAGCUGGAGGAACAGACCUGUGGAGAAACAAGUUCCAUACCGGCCUCCCCCUCUCCCUCUUUGGGGUCCCCAUCAGCUAAGCUGGAGGCCAUUAAUGAACUCAUAAGGUUUGAUCAUGUAUACACCAAGCCCCUGAUACUGGAGAUCCCUGUUAAAAUGGGCAAUCAAACCAAUAUGCUAGUGAAAAUUGAGGAAGUAUCUCUCUCUCCAUCUGAAGACCAAGUUAUCCCCAAAGUGCCAGUAUCUGUGAAGGAGGAACCAGUAGACAGCUUCAUGCCUGAACUGGGUACCUCUCACCUGCUUUCCUCUCAUCAUAGUCUUGCAGCCUCAAGCUCUCUGUUGGAUGCCUGUAGUGACUCUGGAUAUGAAGGAUCCCUGUCGCCCUUCAGUGACAUGUCCUCUCCACUUGACACUGACCAUGCUUGGGAGGAUAGCUUUGCUAAUGAACUCUUUCCCCAGCUGAUCAGUGUCUAACCCAGUAGUGUUAACUCCCGUUGGAUAAACAGGAUAACAGGAUAAGCCCCUUUGGGGUGGGGGUGGAAAUCCAGUGCAUUCAGGGAAGUGUUGCUAACUUCUACCUGUGCUAGUAAAUGAAGUGAUGGCCAGUGCAUUUCUGCUGGUAUCAAAAAGCCCAGGGUGCCCUGUCCUACCCCCCCAUCAUUGUUGGCUUACGAGGGAGGAAAAGGUGGUUUCUCAAAACUUGCCAGUUCUGUAUGAACCUGAAAAAGCUUGUUUUCAAUUUAAAGUAAUUUUAACCCCCAAAACUGCAAUCAGAUACUCCAAGUAUAGACAGUGGUGUUGAAACUAGUCUGUGUAUCUUACAGAUUUACUAUGUAAAUAUUUGUUUUACAUUUGCUAUGUAGAGUUGCUUUCUCCAUUUAAUAUUUAACUGUUGGUGCAAUUAAAGUGCAGUGCAGCUCA